Molecule: messenger RNA, 351 nt
Organism: Necator americanus (New World hookworm)
Lineage: Eukaryota; Metazoa; Nematoda; Chromadorea; Rhabditida; Ancylostomatidae
Exons: 3
Coding region: 1-351 (116 amino acids)
Source: RefSeq, a predicted model, not a curated record
AUGGUGGAACCCCUGCUAGCACCACCCAUCGCUGCAGUUUGUGAUGGUCCCACUUUGGCCCCAAUUGCUGUCUCCACUGCGCCGUUUCGAUUCCCUACUAACUUCCAAGCUGGUCCACCAGAAAUUGAUCACAUACCAGGUUGCAUGUUUUGCUCAUCGCAAUUAUCCACAAUUCAUUCAUUGAAACAUCCUGUUCUCAAUUUCGCAUCAAUAUCCACUAUCAUCUAUUCGAUUGGGCAAGUGGCGGAUAACCUCACAAGGACAAAUAUUUUGGAUAUGUGCUCUGAUUAUUGUGAAGCAAGUACCGGCGGCGGACUCGGUGGAAGUGUAAAAUCAUACAAUAUGUCGUGA